Molecule: messenger RNA, 1056 nt
Organism: Gamsiella multidivaricata
Lineage: Eukaryota; Fungi; Mortierellomycota; Mortierellomycetes; Mortierellales; Mortierellaceae
Product: rab-GTPase-TBC domain-containing protein
Exons: 3
Coding region: 1-1056 (351 amino acids)
Biological process (GO): activation of GTPase activity
Cellular component (GO): Golgi apparatus
Molecular function (GO): GTPase activator activity
Source: RefSeq, a predicted model, not a curated record
AUGGGUGACCUGCAUCUGGUCGGGACGGAGCACCAGGCGGACGCAGUAUAUGCAUUACAGAGGAGUAAACAGAGGGCGCGUUUCCACAAGUUCAAGGAGAUGUUACAGUUGCCUGUGGUCGAUCUAGAAGUGCUUCGAAAGCUAUCAUGGUCAGGUAUUCCCACUGCGAUCCGCCCCAUUGUAUGGCAGCUGUUGGUUGGCUACCUUCCUUGUAAUUCUGACCGGCGGAAUGUGGCAUUGGAGCGGAAACGCAAGGAGUAUCAGGACGGAGUGCAACAGACCUUCGCAAGAGGAAUUGAAGGCCUUGAUCAGACGAUUUGGCACCAGGUCUUUAUUGAUGUUCCCAGGACUAACCCAAAGAUGGCUCUGUUUCAGAACCAAGCAACGCAACGGUGCCUUGAAAGAAUCCUUUACUGCUGGGCCAUCCGACAUCCUGCCAGCAGUUACGUCCAGGGUAUUAAUGAUCUCGUAACACCUUUCUUCCUUGUGUUCCUCACGGCAUAUAUCAAUGAGGAUCAGGACCCAGAAUCAUACGAUAUUUCCCUGUUGCCGCCAGAAAUCUUGGCAGCAAUCGAGGCGGAUAGUUACUGGUGUCUCACAAAACUUUUGGAUGGAAUCCAGGACAACUACACUCACGCACAGCCAGGCAUUCAACGACAAAUCAUCAAGUUGCGGGAGCUGAUCUGCAGAAUCGAUGCGCCGCUGGCGGCCCAUCUUCAGUCUGAGCAUGUUGAGUUCAUUCAGUUCUCGUUCAGAUGGAUGAACUGUCUGUUGAUGCGAGAAGUGACCCUGCAGCAUACGAUUCGCAUAUGGGAUACAUAUCUGACGGAACAUCCGCAUGGCUUCUCAGAAUUCCACCUCUAUGUGUGCGCCGCAUUUUUGACGAAAUGGUCUGCAGAGCUGCAGCGGAUGGAGUUCCAAGAGAUCAUGUUGUUUCUGCAAGAUGUACCAACGGAUGACUGGCAGGAGAAGGAUAUCGAGCUCUUGCUUUCCGAAGCCUUCAUGUGGAAGUCACUCUUCCACGCCUCCCCCAUGCAUCUUGGCGGGUCAAAAUAG